Messenger RNA from Tuber melanosporum (Perigord truffle), 5674 nucleotides. RefSeq lists its product as uncharacterized. Bases 1 to 5235 code for a protein of 1744 amino acids. The record is from RefSeq and is a predicted model, not a curated record. The transcript is spliced from 4 exons. Gene Ontology annotation, cellular component: cell septum; myosin complex; cell periphery. Lineage: Eukaryota; Fungi; Ascomycota; Pezizomycetes; Pezizales; Tuberaceae. Gene Ontology annotation, molecular function: cytoskeletal motor activity; chitin synthase activity; ATP binding.
AUGUCGUUCUCUAACCGGCAUUCGAUAUAUUCUACGACCUCAGCAUCACCGUACGGUGGUAAUGCUGCACAAACUUCUGGAACCGUCACCACUUCUUCAUUACUUUCUACCCUUCACAAUGCCUACCAAUCCAGCAUUCCUCAUGCUCUUGAUGCGAGUACCACUUUAGUUGUCAAUUCGAGCAAUAGUGGUGGAGUAGGGGGCUACGGCACUAGUGUAAUUGACGAAACACUUGGGACGAGAGCUUGGGAACACGCCAGACGACGGGCAGAGGACCAGACAAUUCUCCUGGGGUCUCUCCAUUCAAACUCCCCCUCGUUGAUUCUACCAAUUCUUGGAACUCUCCCCUCACCUCCCGACAUCCUGAAUACAUCUCUUGCAUUAAUAUCUGCGUUCACCUCAUGCCUUACACCUUCCUCUCCAUUCCCCGUUCCUUAUCACAACGGACUUGCUAUCACUCUACAAAUCUCUCUCUCUGGAACCAUUACCGGUGCCCAUAUCUCUAUCUCGGCUGCUGGCCUCGAUACCCAAAAUGGUCUCCUUCGAAUCCCAGCUCAGGCGGGGUAUCGGGCGUUCGAUGUUUUCUAUUACCUGCUCUCGGCAGCAUCGGCCCCGGCCGAGAGGCAAGGCCUAGGUCUGCAGCCCGCUGAUAAGUACUCUUUGUUGGCCAGGAGCGGCACAUAUUCUCUUCCUAGUUACCUUCCAACUGCAGAUGAUUCUGCAGCGGCAGAGGAUUGGAGAGCCAAUCUUAGGGCGGUCGGGAUCAAGGGAAGCCUUCUUCGGGGGCUACUUUCAGCUCUUGCUGGAAUCUUAAAGCUUGGUAAUGCGAUUGGCUUAUUGGUCGAUGAUGAGAUUAUUGAGGAGGUAUGCGAAGAUGUUUCGGGCCUCCUUGGUGUUGAGCCAGAGAUACUGGCCAAAAAGGUUGGUGAUGGUGAGAGAGAAGUAUUCAUUGCGGCCGUAUACGAGGCCAUUGUCGAAUGGAUCGUAGCAAAGGCAAAUGACGCCAUAGCGGCAGACUUUGCAGCUAGGAAGGAUGCCGAGUCGAGCUCUGAAGAUAGUCAGGAAGGUGAUACCGUACAAAUAACCGUCCUCGAGCUACCGAACGAAAAAAUGGCCAAGGCUCUGUGCCUCAAAGGUGUCUUUGAUGACGAGAGCGGUCUCAACGUAGAAAUGAAGCUGGACGGCGUCGAAAUACCGAGUGCUAGUGGGACUGUCCAGCGAGAAAUGAGGAGCUCGUGGGCCGAGGCCGAGAAGGAGGGAUUAGUGGGUAAUGGCCGGGAGAGAGAGUAUGAGAGAGACCGGCGGGAGAGUGUCGUUGAGAAGACUGGUCGAGAUGCCGAGGAAGGUGGAUUUUUGAAAGAAUUGCUAUUCCCUACCGAAUUUGGUCGAUCCCCGGAGACUGUGAAAUUUGAAGCCACCCAACUGCUCGCUGCUAGCAGAGUUUGGUGGCAUUUAUCACUUUUCCCGUCAGAUGAUAUCCCAUCCGGUCUUCAGCCAGUUCCUUGGUCCGCUUCUGCAGUUAGUAGGCAGCUGAGAAGUUGGAGACUACCGGAAUGGGCCAACCGUCGAACUAAACAUCUUGACUUCACAGCCGAUUUUGAUUUCGACGAAUUUGCUGUUCGAUACUCUCCCCUUGGUUGUACUAGCGGUAGGGACGGGGUUGAGAGCUGGGUCAUUGAGAGAGGAUGGAGCAACGGGGAGGUAGUGGUUGGACGGGAGAGGGUAUGGAUGAGAGAGGGCAGUUGGUGGGAGGCAGAGAACAUGCUUGACUUGAAGCAGCCGGGGGUCCCGCCGAAUAUGAUGGGAAUGGGCGCUGGACCUGUGGAUACCGGCUAUACUCAGAAUACCAACGGAAGUGGUUACUUUGGGCCAAUGGGAGGAAUGGGAAUGAGUCCGCCUGGCUCGACUUCCCAGCUUUUGCAAAACCAAGGCAGCAUGGGGGGCAGAGGGCUUCCCGGAAGCUCUCCCCUCGCCCACAAUCGGGACGGUUCUGAGCAGGGAGCGCUUUUGUCCAAAUACGAGCAAGAACACUAUGCUGGGAAACUUGACCCCGAAAUGGCCACCCCUAAGAACGUUGAAAGCGUCCCCACGUCGAAAACCCGAAAAAUAUGGGUCGCCGUAGUGUGGGCGAUGACUUGGUGGAUUCCUGGCUUUGUCCUCCGAUUAGUUGGUAGGAUGAAGAGACCGGACGUCCGGAUGGCCUGGAGAGAAAAAUUUGUUCUUUUCUUCUUUAUCUUUAUCCUCAACGCUGCAAUCGUCUUCUGGAUUGCCUUUUUCGCCAAACUUCUUUGUCCGGACUACGAUAGAGCCUGGAAUCGAAAGGAGGUCGGGUAUCAUCAAGGUGAGGGCGAUUUCUGGGUCAGUAUUCACGGCUACGUUUACGAUAUCACCUCUUUCUGGACUCUUCAACACAGUGAUUCCAAUAUCAAAACUACUAGAGACAAUAUGAUUGAUUUCGCCGGCUUGGAUCUCUCCCCGUACUUCCCACCUCCAAUUAACCUUGGAUGCCCGGACUUGGUGCAGUCCAAUUUGAUCAACAUGCAAUAUAACGAUACCUCUGCUCAACGCUUAGUUGUUGGUGUUCAUGCUUCGGGUCCGAGGAAUGCCCAGGAUCCCACCUCCAAGCUCCAUUCUGCCGAUUGGUACUCCCAAACCUUCCUCCCAAGGAUUAAAGAGUACCGCAAAGGCGACCUUGUCUGGGAUCGUAAGAAAAUCAAGAGGGAUGGUGUGGCAUUUAACAAGCCUUGGGGGAUUAUUGACGGAAAGAUCUACGACCUCACGGAUUACCUCUACACUGCUGAUCAAAACCCUAACUCUGGCGCUGCCAAUGUUCCCAAUUACAACUAUCUUGGAUCGACCCUCGAAGACAUCUUCAAGAACAACCCCGGCUCUGAUGUCACCAAGCAGUUCCGCGAACAAUUGAAUGCCACUGCUCAGACCCAGACCCUCAGAUGCCUCAAUAAUCUCUUUUACGUUGGUAAAACCGAUUUCAGGAAAACUGCCAAAUGUCAGGUAAAUAGCUACAUUCUUCCUGCAUUUGCUGGUAUCAUUUCCGCCGUUAUCCUUGCCAAGUUCUUGGCUGCUCUUCAGCUUGGAUCUAAGCGCCGUCCCGCUAUGCAAGAUAAGUUCGUUAUCUGCCAGAUUCCUGCCUAUACAGAGGGUGAAGACCAACUCCGUAAGGCCCUCGACUCGUUGACCGCACUGAACUAUGACAACAAGAGAAAGCUGCUUUGUGUUGUUUGCGAUGGUAUGAUUGUCGGAGGAGGCAAUGACAGGCCUACACCCAGCAUUAUCCUUGACAUCCUUGGUGUUGACCCCAAGAUUGAUCCUCCUGCUCUUCCAUUCAAGAGCGUUGGCGAAGGAAGUGCUCAACUCAACUACGGAAAGGUCUACUCUGGUCUCUAUGAAUACGAGGGGUGUGUCGUCCCUUAUGUGGUUGUCGUCAAGGUCGGAAAGCCAUCUGAGCACGGGAAGUCGAAGCCUGGUAAUCGUGGUAAACGUGAUUCUCAAGUCCUGCUUCUGGAUUUCCUUAACCGUGUCCACCACCGUACUCCUAUGUCCCCUCUUCAACUUGAAAUGUUCCACCAGAUCAACAAUAUCAUUGGUGUAGAUCCUGAGCUCUACGAAUACCUUCUCAUGGUUGACGCCGAUACUAGUGUCAGGGAGGAUUCCCUAAACAGGCUCGUGGCUGCAUGCGCAAAUGAUGCCAAGAUCGCGGGCAUUUGUGGGGAGACUAGUUUGGAAAACGAGGAACGCAGUUGGUGGACCAUGAUUCAAGUUUACGAAUACUAUAUCUCUCAUCAUCUCGCCAAAGCUUUUGAGAGUUUGUUCGCUUCCGUCACUUGUUUGCCUGGUUGCUUUUGCAUGUAUCGUUUGCGCACUCCUGACAAGGGUCGUCCGCUUAUCAUUUCCAGCAAGGUCAUUGAUGAGUACUCGGAUGGCAAUGUCGACACUCUGCACAAGAAGAAUUUGCUAUCUCUUGGAGAAGAUCGGUACCUAACCACCCUUAUGACCAAGCACUUCCCCUACAUGAGCUACAAGUUUAUCCCCGACGCUUUCGCACACACCGCUGCUCCUGAAACCUGGAGCGUUUUGCUCUCCCAGAGACGUCGCUGGAUCAACUCGACCAUUCAUAAUCUGUUCGAAUUGUUCUUUCUUAAGGAAAUGUGCGGAUUCUGUUUCUUCUCUAUGAGAUUCGUUGUGUUCCUGGACUUGAUGGGAACUAUUAUCCUUCCGGCCACAUGUGUCUACUUCGGUUACCUUAUCUAUGUCAUUGCAAGCAAGACUGGCCCCAUGCCAAUUCUCUCGUUGGUCAUGAUUGCAGUCGUAUAUGGUCUCCAGGCGAUUAUCUUCAUCAUUAAGCGACAAUGGCAGCACGUCGGUUGGAUGGUCAUUUACAUCCUGGCAUUCCCGAUUUACUCCUUUAUUCUCCCUGUCUACUCUUUCUGGGCUCAGGAUGAUUUCUCGUGGGGUAACACCCGUAUCGUCAUUGGCGAAAGCGGAGAUAAGAAGAUUGUGGCGACCGAAGACGAAGGCUUCGACCCCAGGAGCAUUCCUCUUCAGACCUGGGAUGAUUAUGCAGCUCAAAACUCUCUUCCUGGGCGUCGUGGCGGUGCACCCGAGAAGUUUUCUAGUGGAUAUGAGGACGGCGUUGAGCUUGAUGACAUUCAAUCGACAUACUCCUCUGUCAAGCCCGCCUCCACCAUUCUUACUGGUCUUCCUCAGAUGGGCGGUGUCCACCCCUACAUGCCUCCUCAAUCGCCAGCCUUCCAGAACAACAGGCAGUCUACUUACUCAGCUUAUACCGCCUUCACCGGCCAUCCGGGUGAUCAUAAUCAGCACCAACGCCUCAUGUCUAUGGGCGGUAUGAGCAACCGGGAUUACUGGCAGGAUGGACAUGGCAACCGUGGCGCCAUGAGCACUGGAUUACCGAGCACUGACAACUUGAUGGCUAUGAAUACCCCACCGACUAGGGCUCCUAGCCGUAGCCCUCUCGACUUCCCGGCUAGUAGGCCGGUAAGCCAAAUAGAUUUUAUGAGAGCCGGGGGAGGGGUAGAUGACGAGUUGAUUGUCGAGGCAAUUAGAGCGGUCCUUAGAGAGGUGGACUUGGAGACUGUGACAAAGAAGCAAGUGAGAGCAUUGGUGGAACAGAGACUACAGACCGAAUGCCAGGGAGAGAGACGAACAUUCCUCGACCGACAAAUCGACACUGAGCUCGCAAAUAUGCCGAUGUAGAUGAUGGUUGACAAGCUCUCGAUCACGUCUUGGGGAAAAAGGUUGCUUUUUUCUUCUUCUUUUGCUACCCGUUCUUGUAUUUCUUUUCUCAUGUAUAAUCGAUCACAUUGGAAGUUUUUUGCCGCUAUCACUAUUAAUGGCUCGUUAGGGGGGAAGCUCUAAGAUGUGGGGAGGUGGGGUGUAGGCGGGUGGAAGUAUGAAACAGAAGCAGUACCGGUAAUGAAAGCUGAGAGAUGGCGGGGUGAUUUGGGGUUGUCUUUUUUUUUUUUUCUCUUGUGGGAAGUACUCGUAGCUGUUUUUGCAUAAAGGGGAAAAGCGAGGGCGGAACAAGGGUAUAGUAUUGGAAAGCCGAAGUUAUGGAGUUGUCUUUUAUUUUAUUUUAUUUUUUAUACCACACAUAUGUAUAGUCUAGGCAUUUUUAUAUCAUUUCGCACCAUAA